Messenger RNA from Ceratitis capitata (Mediterranean fruit fly), 1110 nucleotides. RefSeq lists its product as hypothetical. The record is from RefSeq and is a predicted model, not a curated record. Lineage: Eukaryota; Metazoa; Arthropoda; Insecta; Diptera; Tephritidae. The transcript has a single exon. The coding region runs from base 415 to 1080 and encodes 221 amino acids.
CAGUUGAACAGUUGAACAACAGCACUCGGAGCGUACGGAACAGUUAGCGGCUUGGGCGAAAGCGGCACACACAACUUCUCACGUACUUCAGCAAAUAUUCUAUUUCUCCACUAAAACUCAUUCCAUUCCGUUGUUCAGUGUUCGGUUCAGCACGGGUUGGUUCAAUAAAUUCAGUUUCAACCUUCAGUGGGUACUGGUGGAUUUUUUCACACACUUCUCUUGUUGUUAUACCGACAAAAGUGGUAAUCAAAAAUCGGAAAAUUAAAAGAAAUUGCUAACGACUGCACCACAUUAUAUACAUAUAUAUAUAUACGUGUAUAUAUACAAUAUAUAUAUAUAUAGUUAGUUACAAAACGCAUCACAACCAAGCCCACACGCACUCGAGUCAUCAGCAGAGCGGAGAAAAUCAGCAAAAUGGCCGAAAAUUGUGGAAAGUGCAAAAAAUCAAUUGCCAAAGAGGGUCUCGUCAUAUGCAACUCAGACGAUUGCAUGAAAAAGUUCCAUCGCACUUGUGUGAACAUCGACGAUGCAUUGUACGAUGCCAUACAGAAGAAUCCCCUGAUUUCAUUCAACUGCGAGGAUUGUAAAAAUCAAUCGCCCAAAGCCCUCGCCGUCAAGUUGCAGACGAUGGAGGAGAAAUUGAAUAAAGUCUACAAUGGCGUGAAUCAGAUCUCGACACGUAUGUAUCAGCAAUAUUUCCAAUUCGGCAAUGCGAACAAUGUCGACCCGAAGAAGCAAACGAAUAACCUCAUCGUCGUUGGUAAUAAUUGUAAUUCGGAUCGUCUGCAAGUUGUCUGCGAUUAUGGGCGUUGGGUGCAGGUGGGCAAGUUUGCCACCUCGACUAGUGAGGAUGACAUUAUCGAACAUUUGGCCGAGGAGUUGAAGAUCAAUAAGAAUCUAGUCAAAUGCACCAAAUUGGUUAAGAACGAUGCUAAUCUAUCACAAUUGUCAUAUUGUAAAUUUAAAAUUUCCAUACCGGAUUAUCGUUUCAAUGAACUAUUCAAUGAGAAUAUCUGGCCCAGUGGUGUUAUGGUCAGUCCAUUCACACCACGUUCACAAUUGAAUCAGAAUCGUAUAUAAGGCAAAGCCAUUGAAGGGCGUGUGGAUGAG